Messenger RNA from Glossina fuscipes, 3399 nucleotides. Its product is annotated as WD repeat-containing protein on Y chromosome-like. Gene Ontology annotation, molecular function: protein binding. The record is from RefSeq and is a predicted model, not a curated record. NCBI's taxonomy places the organism in Eukaryota, Metazoa, Arthropoda, Insecta, Diptera, Glossinidae. The transcript has 9 exons. Bases 1 to 3399 code for a protein of 1132 amino acids.
AUGUCUUUAGCCAGGCUCGAUUACACUGAUAAUAAUAAAGAGCAGCAGAUUGAAUAUCAAACGUUAUCGUCCGAUUUCACUCUAGAUAAAAUCGAGCGCCCUGAACGCUUACACGAAUGGUUGAAGACUGAAGAAAUUGAACUGCUGUAUUCCAAAUUUUCGAAAAAAACACAAUUGACUUAUCCCGAGUUGCGGGAAGAAUUGGAGAAUCUUAAUAUAAAAUUCACUGAUCUGGAGUAUAAUCGCCUCUUCUUGAAGAUCAAUCAAAACCGUGACUUUAAAUGUGAUUGGAACGAAUUCAUUUCUUAUUUAAUAUUCGGGUUUCAAGAAGACGAUCCCGCUGGUCGAAAAGAAUCACUUAUUUUGCCAUUAUCUACCCCACCUAUAAUUAAAAAAUCUGAACACCGUUUAGCAAUUUGUGCCAUCGCAUUAUUAAAGUCGGUUAGUGACGCUGAGGAGGAGAAUCAAAAUGAUAAACAUUUUAGUAGCGAUGACGAGGAUGACGAUGAAGAGCGACAUAACAAGAAGCUUCUUAGGAAUGUGGCUUUUGAGGAGUCACCAGAUACCGCAGGAAUAUGGAUAACAGCUAGCCGAGAAGGGCAAAUUCGUUUUUGGUCGAUGAGUUUGGCGCCUAUACGUACUGGCACAUCCGAAAGCUUGCACUCAAAAGGAUCUACCUGGAUAUUAAGUAUAGUCGCCUUAUCGGAUGUUAACAUUGUCUGUACGUCAUCGACGGAGCGUGAGCUACGUUUCCAUGAGACGGUGGCCUCUACGUUUAAUUUGCGUAUUGUUAUUCGUAGCAUGCCCUACGCCGUGUGCUAUAUGAGCUACAAUUUUCAUUCGGGUGGGAAACAAUUUUCUAGAUUAGUUAUGGGCGAUUAUGGUGGUAAUGUACGUAUGUUAGAAUUCGAUCCAUAUUUGAGGGGACCUUUCCAAAGCAAACCAGGAGCAGCCUUGGUGGAAGCUUUCUGGUCCGAUAUUUUAAAGGGCAAAUUACCGCAGUUUAAAUGCCGUGAACAUUUAAGUGUACAUUCGGAAAUGAUACAACAGGCAUUUUAUGCCAUGCGCUUAAAUUGUCUGUUUGCCUGCGCAGAAUACCGCAAUACAAGAAAAUAUCGAGGCCGCUGUCCCGGUCUGAUAAGUUUGUACGGAGAAGACAAGGCCGUAUUUCGUAUACCAUUAGGCGUUACUACGUUUUGUAUUGAUGAGCGAAAUAAUAUUGUAAUUACUGGAGGUCCGGAUACGAGUUUGCGAAUUUGGGAUGUUUACAUACCAGCACAACCAACGGGCUUGUUAACGGGACACAAUGCAGGCAUAGUCAAGAUCUUUGUGCAAUCUGAAGAGAAGAAACUUUAUAGCAUAGAUUAUCACAAGGUUAUUAAAGUUUGGGAUCUUUCCGAGCACUCAUUAUUGCAAACUUUUGGUGAUUUGGCACGUUUAAUACCUGGUGAAACCGAUUUGGUAUAUCAUUAUCAUAAGCAACUACGGGAACUUUUGAUUGGUGGUCGCAAAUUAAUAGCGGUCAAGUGUAAUCCACGCAUGCGUGUAGAUUUAACUGAUGGGAAUACUCAUGCCGCCCCUGUCUCAGUCGUAUUGUAUAAUAAAUUAUUUCGUAAUUUAGUUACUUGCGGUCUGGAUAGCUAUAUAAUUGUGUGGGAUCCUUGGACUGGCAAACGCAAAAUUAUUAUGAAAAAUUGUCACACUAAACAAGUCUACGGGGAAAAUAUUGAUAUUGAAAUUACGGCGGCAUGUUUCGAUCCUUUAGAACAAUUUUUAUUGACGGGUGCUCGCGACGGUUCACUCAAGGUCUGGAAUUACAAUAACGCCGUUUGCGUACGUAAUAUGAGUAUUAAAAGCGAUCACGAAGUAACUGCUGUUAUAUGGGUCGUGGAAAGGAUAUUAGCUGUUGGCUGGGACCAGCAGGUUACAGAAUUCAAUGAUGUAGAAGGUCGGGAAUAUUCUGAUCCUAAGAAAUGGCCCAUGUUCCAUAGCGAUGAUAUUACCUGCGCCGAUGUGAAGCUAGGCGAAGGCGUUGCUACAGCCACUCAUUCCGGCGAAUUGAUAUUUUGGAAAUUGGAAACCGGUCAACCUUACCGACGUUAUAAUGUCCAAGAACCGGUAAAAUUUAUCGAAUUAAAGCUAAAAGGACUUCGUCUUGAGAAGCGUAAGGAAGUUGUUUAUGAGGAUGAUUUGAAUGUUAGGACGCGUGAUAUGUCGGUAUUUGAACGCAUUAGAGAAAUGGAAAAACAAUGGACUGCGCUUGUGUCUGAUCAAAGAUCAGAAAUCAAAAUAAGAGCCGAGAGCUUUCACCGCGGUAUAAUUGUUGCUCCUGGUGCGACCGUAUCUGUGCAAGCAAUUUUAUUUUUGCAAACACGUCCCAUGACUCCCGAAUAUGGUAGCGUUUUCGUAGCAUUGGAAACUGGUGCAAUACAAGUAUAUUCUCAUCAUCAACGCGGUAGCUACAUAACCGAGUUCAAUGCCAUACAUAAAAUUGGUGAUUGUGUUUUGACUAUGACAACUGAUCGUAAAAAUCGUUACCUCUUUACUGGUACUGCAUUUGGUUACAUCAAGAUUUGGCAUGUUAAGAACUAUUGCAUACCAGAACAGGAAAAAAUUAGGAUCAGUAUGCCGUUAUUGCGUUUACAGUUUAUAUUUUUGCGCAAGGAAUUGAUUUUAACCCGAGCAAAGCGCGCGGUACGCAACCAAAAAGAGCCUUUAUUACUCAACUCAUAUAAAGGGCAUUUAAAAGCCAUACAUUCGGUCGUUUUUGUUAAUUUACCAAAAGUUUUAAUUACAGGUAGCCAUGAUUUCUCAGUUCGCCUGUGGACUAUAGGUGGUAGAUAUCUAGGGACUUUGGGUAUGCCAUUACCUUGGAUGAAACUGUCGCCAUUCGAACCGAUAAGCGAGAAGGAGCAUGUAUUUCGUAUGCCUCCUGAUAUUAAAAAAGUUGCCAGUUCUACUACCAUGAAGGUGAUUACGGGCGUUCAAGAAGGCCGUUUUCGUAUGAAUAUUCGUAAAGCUCAGAAAAAAAUUGAUGAUGAAAAAGGCGCAGAGGAGGAAUUGCUUGGGCAUUGUGGUAAAUCAUUGCGCGGACCCAUUUUGGGUAAACACUUUAAAUUACCGGGUCGUAGCGGCGUAGAGAUCCCGAUUGAGUUGGACAUUACAAGCUCUUAUGUACCGGUUUAUAAUCAUUUGAAAGUUCAUGAAACAAAAACUUUCGAAAUACCAUCCACACCAAGUUCCGUAAAGCGUAUUGCGAGCGAAAAUUAUAUGGACUUUUAUGAGCCGAUUCCUGUACGAAGCGAAGGCAUUAAAUCUACGGGUUUAUUUAGUAAUAUGUUAAAGCGUGGACGAAGAACGAUUAGGGAAUCAGCCUUUCAUCGAGAAUCGCAACCAUAA